AUGCCUACGCCACCUCGCAAACGUCAGAAUCCCCUCAAAUUGCCAACCCGACAAGCCAGAACUUCACACCAACAACUUCCACCGCAGAUACUGGCGCCAUGGAAGUCUUGGGGCUCGGUCGCAAUCAAAAUCUCCAAUGUUCCAAAAGAGGUGACAGCAUUCCAUAUAUGGCAAGCUUUUAACAAGGAGGGUAAUAUUUUCUCCAUCGAUCUGUUUGAAGACUCUCAUGGUAAACGUGGGGCGAAGGGGAAGAUUCGUUUUAAGCCUCCACCGCAGGCAGACUUUUGGAGAACAGGAGAGUAUACCAUUUGCCUGCCCAAUGGGCAAUCGUGUACUGUCGCGGUUGCUCUCGACAUCAAUCAUGAUGAGCCACGGAUUGCAAGUCCAGUCCGACCUAAUGUCAACUACCCGGCUGAACUGAAAAUCCCAAUCUCUUCUAUGGAAAUUGGUGUCUUGCUUGAUGACAAAACUUUCUUGCCCCAGCGCACAGUCGGCCAAGGACCUAGCGAAACUGCUUACUUGGUACUUGAUCUGAAAGCCCGAGCCCUUUAUGUCCGCUUUCAGCUUGCCAUUUCGUUUUCAAGACCAGCAGAGAAUCAACUCAACGAUCCAUACCACGAGUAUCGUCUGAAAAUAGCAUUGGUGCAAUUGGCUGAAAUCCAUCAUGCUAUUGACCCUACCUCCAAAGUAGUCUCCCACUUCACUGUACUAGAUACGCCUCCGGUUUAUCAUCGACGCAUCACCAAUAUUGAGCACACCUUCAUAGACGACAAUACAUGGAGGGAAUCUGAUAGAUGGUACCGGCAGACCUACAUUGUUCGCCGGCCGGAGGAGUUGUCAUCUCUUCCUGUCAAUUUGAGCAGGAGCAAUUCGGUGAUUGAUAUUGGGCGCUGGAAUGCCUUUUGGAUCACGUAUCCAAAAGAAGCUCAUCAGAAAGGCCAAUUCACUUUAUUGCAGAAUAUCCUCGCUGACUACAAUGUGAAAAUAAGCGCCACGGGCUCCUUCUCUCGCUGGGAUGAGAAUAGAGAGCAAAUGCCUCAGGUUUGGAAAUGGAUCGAGGCCCCGAAACAUUCCCAAUCCUCUUUGGAAGAGUUGAAUGACUAUAGCUAUGUCCACUUACCUCCCCCUGUUCGAUACCAACUCGAGGUAUGCCUAUCAAAUGGGUACCUUUCUGAAUACACCAUGACUCGUGAUUUCGUGGUCAAACUCUCGGAACUCGGCGAUGAUCGGGCUAAAAAGCUUUUGGAGCAUGUGGCAUCCAAAAAUCAAAUUUACCGUGAUCCAAUGAAGAUAUUUGAUCUCAAGUUCAUCAAGGGAGUGACUGAUCUGAAAAUCCCGCCUUACUGCUGUUAUAUGCGCUCCGCCAGAAUCACCCCUAGCACCAUCUACUACAACACCCCGACGGUUGACAUCUCGAAUCGUAUCAUAAGGCGUUAUAUAGAACACGCCGAUCACUUUCUCCGAAUUCGUUUCACAGACGAAAAGCUCCUUGGUCGAAUCAACUCCACUACCGACAACACCAUGGAUGAAGUGUUUACCAGAAUCAAAAGAGCGCUGUCAAAUGGAAUUGUCAUCGGCAACACGCAUUAUGAGUUUCUUGCAUUUGGAAACUCGCAGUUCCGGGAGCACGGGGCCUAUUUUUUUGCACCACGGCCUGAUCUCACCGCUGCUAAUAUCCGUGCAUGGAUGGGACAUUUCAACAACAUUCGAAACGUCGCCAAACACGCAGCGAGACUGGGCCAAUGCUUUUCCACAACGCGUGCCAUUGCCGGGUCCCAGGUAGACACCCGCCUAAUAAAUGAUGUUGAACGCAACAACUACAUAUUCUCAGACGGGGUUGGUAGGAUCUCUCGUUUUCUCGCUCAGAUAGUGAUGUCAGAGCUAAAGAUCCACACGCCAACCGGUGACCCUCCAUCCGCCUUUCAGUUUCGCCUUGGAGGAAGCAAGGGAAUGCUCACUGUCUCCGAGCAAGCUCAAAGCUCUGAGGUACAUAUACGGAAAAGUCAGUACAAAUUCAAGGCCAAGCACAACCUACUCGAGAUCAUUCGGUGGAGUCAAUACUCGAUCGCGACUCUGAACAGACAGUUGAUCAUGGUGCUGUCAUCACUCGGUAUACCGGAUCAUGUAUUCCAUACCAAGCUGAGAGCCAUGAUACAGAGUCUGAACGAAGCCUUGGAGAGUGACACGCGUGCCGUUUAUUGGUUGAAAAAAUAUGUGGACCCGAAUCAAAUGACGCUCAUCACCAGCCAAAUGGUCCUCGAUGGAUUCAGACGAUCGAAAGAACCGUUCAUGACCUCGAUCCUAACCCUCUGGAGGGCGUGGCAUCUCAAGUACCUUAAAGAGAAAGCCAAAAUUGCGAUUGAUAACGGGGCUUCUUUGCUUGGAGUAAUGGACGAAACUAGGAUUCUCAGCGGUUAUUUCGCUCACAAGACACCCAGAGUCGAUGCUACUCGUGAAGAGCGCUUGGCAGCUUUGCCUGAGAUAUUUCUCCAGAUCUCACGCCCCGAAAAUGGUGGGAAUUAUGAAGUCAUUGAAGGCAUAUGCAUUCUCGCUCGCAACCCAUCUCUUCAUCCCGGAGAUAUUCGUGUCGUGAAAGCAGUCAACGUUCCCGAAUUGAGCCAUCUCCAUGAUGUCGUCGUUCUGCCUCAGACCGGGGACCGAGAUGUCGCGAGCAUGUGUUCUGGAGGGGACCUGGAUGGUGACGACUACCUUGUUAUGUGGGAUCAAGACUUGAUACCUGAGGACUGGUUUUGUGCCCCUAUGAAGUAUGCAAGCAACACAGCCCGGGAUCUUGAUAAGGACGUGACAGUAGAUCAGAUCACAUCAUUCUUUGUCACUUACAUGAAGAAUGACUUUCUGCCAAGAAUUGCUCAUGCUCAUCUUGCUUGGGCAGACCGGCUUGAGGACGGUGUCAACGAGGAGAAGUGCAUUCGGCUUGCCCAACUCCAUUCGGACGCAGUGGAUUACAACAAAACAGGCAAUCCGGCCACUAUGAAACGCGAACUGGAUCCUCGCCUGUGGCCUCACUUUAUGGAAAAGAGACACAAACCAAAGGAAAGGAUCUACCAUUCCAAAAAGAUUCUCGGGCAGCUGUACGAUGCCAUUGAGCAGAUCGACUUUGUGCCCAGUCUAGGAAUGCCCUUUGACGAAAGAAUCCUCAACUGUCGGUUGGAUGUCAGCGACGACCUCUACGCGUUUGCUAAGGACCUGAAGGCUGAAUAUGAUAGCGCCAUGCGGCGGAUCAUGGCACAGCAUGAUAUCAGAACUGAAUUCGAGGUCUGGUCUACUUUCGUCCUCAGUCAUUCCAAUAUGAGCAAAGACUACAAGUUUCACGAAGAGAUUGGAGGCAUCUCGUGUUCACUCCGUGAAAUUUUCAAGCAACAAUGUUAUGACAAGGUUGGUUACGACAAGGUUCAAGGCCGAGAAUUUGAGAAAUUGGCUCCGCUCGCGGUGGCAAUGUAUCGUGUCACAAGUCAGGAAAUGAGUCUCGCUUUGCAAAAGUAUCGCGACGAGAAUCCCCAGCAUCCCGAUGAUAUUAUCACUUCGGUGCCCAAAAUGGAUCAACUGCCACUCAUCAGCUUUCCAUGGAUUCUGCCGCAUAUUCUGGGAAAGAUCGCAACAGGCCUUUACGAGCUUCCCGUCCACGCUGAUCUACUUGGCUUAUCCACGUACGACCAAGUCAUGGGCGCAUCAACCGAAGUCCAUCCCAAGCAGGAAUGUGCCAAUACCGACCUCCAGUCUUUAGAGGAGCUGCUCGACUUCGGCUUUUCUGACGAACCGCGCAAAUCAUCGUCGUCGCCGUCAUCAGACCUGCUAUGUCAUUCUAAUGAUCCUAUCAAGGACGAGAUCAGCUUGUUAGACUUUGACAAUAACUCGGGAAGCACCAGCGCCAUUGAAAAGAAAGAGGACGAGGCGAUGAUCGAUUUGCUGGCAUCAAUAACAUGCGGCACCAGCCUAACGGCCCUCCAGACUGUUGAGACUCUUAUUCCUCAAACCGUGGUCGAGACUCCAAUCGACAAGGAGGCAAUACUGGCCAUGGAGACACCGAAAGUGACAAUCAUGGAAGGUCCAAGUGGCCGCAUCGAACUCGUAGAGGAGGAUGACAUUGUGGAGGUUGGUGCGCUCGACAAGCUCGACAGGUUCAUUGAGAUGCUGGGUGUCUGA
Molecule: messenger RNA, 4164 nt
Organism: Aspergillus affinis
Lineage: Eukaryota; Fungi; Ascomycota; Eurotiomycetes; Eurotiales; Aspergillaceae
Product: RNA-directed RNA polymerase (Sad-1)
Exons: 5
Coding region: 1-4164 (1387 amino acids)
Biological process (GO): siRNA processing
Cellular component (GO): nuclear RNA-directed RNA polymerase complex
Molecular function (GO): RNA-directed RNA polymerase activity; nucleic acid binding
Source: RefSeq, a predicted model, not a curated record